This is a messenger RNA of Penicillium alfredii, 1908 nucleotides long. RefSeq lists its product as uncharacterized. The record is from RefSeq and is a predicted model, not a curated record. NCBI's taxonomy places the organism in Eukaryota, Fungi, Ascomycota, Eurotiomycetes, Eurotiales, Aspergillaceae. The transcript has a single exon. The coding region runs from base 1 to 1908 and encodes 635 amino acids.
AUGCGUUGCGGUCUGCCAGGAAGCCGCAAGUCAUUCUACCUGCUCCUAGCUGGGAUAACAGUGGGGAUCUGCCUCAUCAAUUUGGAAAUUCUAACAGAUUCUUCCGUGAUUCGUCCCCCGAAGCUCACGCUAUGGCGCCCAUUCACCCAAUCCCCGCCAGGCCAAUAUGCAAAUGAUACGCAUCCCAUCACUGAUUUGAUGAGAGAGUCGAGUCGCCGGUGGCAGCAAUACGAUGAAGGUCGCUCAACAAGCUUCCGUGGCGCCGUAGUCAAAUACCGACAAACCUACGGACGACACCCUCCGCCGGGGUUCAAAGAAUGGUAUACAUUUGCGCGAGAGCACGGGGUGUAUCAUGUCGACGACUUCCAGCAGAUCAGCGGAGACUUGCGACCCUACUGGGCGAUUCGUCCCCAUGAGAUUCGUCGGAUGGCAGCUCGGUUACAAGAAAGUAAUGGAAUCGCGGGCAUCCGGAUUCGAAACAAGCAGGUCUUCUUGAAGACGGAUGGCUGGCGGGCUGAGACAUUGGUAAAAUCCAUCAAACGACUUGCCGGAUACCUGCCAGACAUGGAUAUUGCGAUGAAUGUUAUGGACCAGCCUCGAGUAUUGGUUCCUUAUGAGGUUAUCCAAGAAUACCUCCAUGCCGAAGCAGCUACAAGGAAUAUGCCCAGUGAAACGCAGAACCAGUUUACUUCUAACAUGAGCUACCUCUAUGAGGAUCAGGCCGGGGUAGACAAAAGCGGCAACCCGGAGUGGUUUUCUGUCGCUGGGAAACAUUACAUGGAAUAUGCCAGGGACGCUUGUCCUCACGAUUCUCCAGCUCAGGAUCUCACAAUGACCUCUGAGGAUGCCGAUAAGCUCUACAAGUCAUCACUCGGGGGUUUUGUUGCUAAUUUUACCGGCUCAUCGGAUCUCUGCACUGUGGGAUCCAUUCUUGGAGACAAACACGGUUUUCUGUUCUCUGCUUCCAGCAACACAGUCUCAAGAAAGUUGCUCCCCGUGUUCAGCGAAUGCAAGACCAGUGUCAACAAUGAUAUCCUCUUCCCUGCCAACAUGUAUUUCUUGAAGGACCCUCGAUAUCAGUACGACCCGAGCCGGGAUGUUGAAUGGCACAAGAAGAACGAUUCUAUGAUAUGGCGCGGCGUCACAUCAGGCGGGGUCCAGCUUGCAGAUAACUGGCAGCAUCUACAUCGUCAGCGCUUCGUGCAAAUGGCCAACGGCACUGAGAUGAACUCACAGACAGUCUCAAUUCUCACCGAAGACAAUCAGAAGAACUUCCACGAAUUUCCAGAUUUCUUGGCAGGGAAUUUCUCCAUGGAGCAUUUCGAUGUUGGCUUCACCGAGGCAUGGGGCUGCAUUCCGGACUGCUCGUUCUACGAGGGAGUGUGGACGUAUAAGGAACCCAAGGAAUUUGCGGAGCAAUUCGAAGCAAAGUAUCUGGCGGAUAUCGAUGGACACAGCUUCUCUGGCCGAUGGCGUGCCUUCCAGCAAAGCAGAUCCCUGGGCAUCAAGGCAACUAUCUUCCGCGAAUGGCACGAUUCCCGUCUCUUCGCUUGGACCCAUUUCGUUCCAAUGGAUAACCGCUACGACGACCUCUACGCACUCAUGACCUACUUUCUAGGCCUGGAUUCAACGGUUUCUUCUGGAAGUGAUGGACAUGUCCCUGCUCCCAAAGUCUCUACGCAUGACUUUGAGGCCGAGAUGAUUGCCACCCAGAGCAGGGAAUGGGCACAGCGGGUGUUGCGGGACGAGGACCUUGACAUUUACUUGUACCUUCUCCUACUCGAGUAUGGACGCAUUCUUGAUGACAAUCGAGAGCAUAUGGGAUAUAGCGGCGACGGGAGCGAGCUGGAUGAUUUCGAUGCUCAACACCCUUUUCCUCCGGCAGUACAGCUGCUAGUUGGUGGCUGA